CCACCAGAGCACGAGCCGACCGCACCUCCAAAUCGAUAGGGUUUUUGCUCUCCCCCCUAGCCCGCCGCCGCCUCCUCCGCCGGCGCCGCCGAUCGCGGUAAAAGGGAGGCUCAAGGCGGCGGCAACAGGCGGGAGAAAUGGCGCAGUCGCUGGAGCUACUGCUGAUCCAGUUCCUGAUGCCGGACAACGACGCGCGUCGGCAGGCGGAGGAGCAGAUCCGGCGGCUGGCGCGCGACCCGCAGGUGGUCCCGGCGCUCGUCCACCACCUCCGCACGGCCAAGACACCCAACGUCCGCCAGCUCGCCGCCGUGCUACUCCGCAAGAAGAUCACCUCCCACUGGCCCAAGCUUCACCCGGACUCCAAGGCGAACCUCAAGCAAGCGCUCAUCGACUCAAUCACGCUCGACCACAGCCAUCCUGUAAGGCGAGCUAGUGCAAAUGUCGUGAGCAUUAUAGCUAAGUAUGCUAUCCCUGCAGGAGAGUGGCCAGACCUGUUACCUUUCCUUUUCCAAUGCAGCCAAAGUCCACAGGAAGAUCAUAGAGAAGUGGCUUUGAUUCUUUUCAGCUCCCUUACCGAAACCAUUGGGGCUACUUUUCAGUCUCAUCUGAAUGAUUUGCAACCUGUUUUGCUGAAAUGUCUGCAAGACGAGACUAGCUCUCGAGUCAGAAUUGCAGCACUAAAGGCUGUCGGAUCUUUCAUAGAAUAUGUCAAUGAUGGAGGUGACAUUGUAAAAAUGUUUCGGGACUUUGUUCCCAGUAUUUUGAAUGUAUCAAGGCAAUGUCUUGCUAAUGGUGAGGAAGAUGUUGCUUCCAUCGCGUUUGAAAUUUUUGAUGAACUAAUUGAAUCUCCUGCACCACUCCUUGGGGACUCUGUGAGGUCAAUUGUACAAUUCUCGCUGGAAGUGUCUGCAAACCAGGAUCUGGAAAUAAAUAUAAGGCAGCAGGCUAUCCAGAUAGUUUCUUGGCUCGCAAAGUUUAAAGCAUCUUUCUUGAAGAAGCACAAGUUGGUUGUACCUAUCCUGCAAGUUAUGUGCCCUUUGCUUACAGAAACAGCUAAUGAAGAUGAAGAUUCUGAUCUAGCAGCAGAUCGUUCCGCUGCCGAAGUUAUAGAUACAAUGGCUAUCAACUUACCGAGACACGUUCUUGCACCAGUUCUUGAGUUUGCUUCUGUGAGCUUUCAUCACACUAACCCGAAGUAUCGCGAGGCUGCUGUGACAUCACUGGGUGUUAUCUCAGAGGGUUGUUGCGAGCAUCUGAAAGAUAAGUUGGAAGAUUGUCUGAAAAUUGUCUUGGAAGCUUUAAAGGAUCAAGAGCAAAUGGUUAGAGGUGCUGCAUCUUUUGCUCUUGGUCAGUUUGCUGAACACUUGCAGCCAGAAAUUUUAUCUCAUUAUGCAAACGUACUUCCAUGCAUCCUAAAUGCUCUUGAAGACCCAUCAGAUGAAGUUAAGGAGAAAUCAUAUUAUGCCCUUGCAGCAUUUUGUGAGGACAUGGGUGAAGAUAUCCUGCCAUAUCUAGAUCCCUUGAUAUGCAGAUUGGUUAUGUCUUUGCAGAGCAGUCCCCGGAACCUGCAAGAGACAUGCAUGUCUGCAAUUGGCUCGGUGGCCGCUGCUGCAGAGCAGGCCUUUACCCCGUAUGCAGAAAAGGUCCUUGAAAUGAUGAAAGGUUUUAUGGUGCUCACUAAUGAUGAAGAUUUGUGUGCAAGAGCUAGGGCUACUGAGGUUGUUGGGAUAGUAGCAAUGGCAGUUGGCAGAGCAAGAGUUGAAGCGAUACUGCCUCCUUUUAUUGAGGCUGCUAUUUCUGGUUUUGGAUUGGAUUACAGUGAACUUAGAGAAUAUACUCAUGGUUUUUUUAGCAAUGUUGCUGAGAUUUUGGGUGAUAAUUUUACACAGUAUCUUCCUCACGUUGUACCUCUCGUAUUUUCUUCGUGCAACUUGGAUGAUGGUUCUGCUGUGGACAUUGAUGAUGCUGAUAGUGUUGAAAAUGGAUUUGGCGGUGUUUCUUCUGAUGAGGAUAACGAUGAGCCAAGAGUUAGAAAUAUCAGCGUGAGGACUGGGGUAUUAGAUGAGAAAGCUGCUGCAACACAGGCUAUUGGUUUUUUUGCACUACACACGAAGAGUGCCUAUGCUCCGUAUCUGGAGGAGUCGCUGAAGAUUUUAAUCAGGCACAGUGGGUAUUUCCACGAAGAUCUGAGGCUCCAGGCAGUUAUUUCUUUGAAACAUAUUCUAACUGCAGUUAGGGCAAUACCACCUACACAUGCUGAUGUACUAGAGAAACAGAAGGAUGUCCUUGAUACUGUUCUGAACAUCUACAUCAAGACCAUGACAGAGGAUGAUGACAAAGAGGUAGUUGCACAAGCUUGCAUGAGUGUAGCGGACAUCGUGAAGGACUGUGGUUUCGCUGCAAUUGAACCUUACAUGCUAAGGUUUGCUGAGGCAACACUGGUUCUUUUGCGUCAAGAAUCAAGCUGUCAGCAAGUAGAGUCAGAUGGUGAGGAUGAUGGUGACAUUGAUCAUGACGAAGUCCUCAUGGAUGCAGUUUCAGAUCUAUUGCCUGCUUUUGCAAAAGUGAUGGGAUCUUAUUUUGAUCCUAUCUUUGCAAAAUUGUUUGAUCCAUUGAUGAAAUUUGCUAAAUCUCCCCAUCCUCCCCAAGAUAAGACUAUGGUUGUUGCAACCUUAGCUGAGGUUGCUCAGGAAAUGGGUGCUCCAAUUUCUGCUUAUGUUGAUAAGAUAAUGCCUUUGGUGUUGAAAGAGCUUGCAUCAUCUGAUGCUACUAAUAGGAGAAAUGCUGCUUUUUGUGUUGGUGAGAUAUGCAAGAAUGGGGGUGCUGCAGCACUAAAGUACUAUGGGGAUAUACUUCGUUCUCUGCAUAAUCUAUUUAGUAACUCAGAAUCAGAUGAUGCCGUAAGAGAUAAUGCUGCUGGUGCUAUUGCUAGGAUGGUAAUGGUGCAGCCUCAGUCAAUACCUCUCAAUCAGGUUCUUCCAGUGUUUAUCAAAGCUUUGCCACUAAAAGAAGAUCAUGAAGAAUCGAUGCCUGUCUAUAGUUGCAUCUGCAGUUUAUUAUUAUCAUCACAUCCCCAGAUCCUUCCUCUUGUGCCCGAUGUGAUACAUGUCUUUGCCCAAGUGGUGGUAUCCCCAGACGAGAGCGAUGAAGUGAAAACAAAUAUCGGCAAGGCUGUUUCUCAUUUGAUAUCUGUCUAUGGCCAGCAAAUGCAGCCUAUACUGAGCGCUCUGCCACCAGCUCAUGCGAACGCAUUGGCAGCAUUUGCCAGUAGAAGAUGAUCACAGAGAAGCAACAUUUCUUCAGUUCUUUGUUCUGCUGUAUUGUUUUGGUUUUGUCAAAUGGUUGCCAUUUUCUGAAGGCCAUCUUUCGUCGAAUCUGGUUAGGUGGAUCGAACCAGAUGGGAUGUCUGCAUCGGACAUUGGUGCGAGUGAGCAGAAUUUUUGUUUUCCUUUUUUUUUGGGAGUUAGUGCAUUGGUGCUGUGUGUGCGGUUCAUGGUGCCAAUCCUUGGCCAACAACGCAUUUGCUGAGUCUGCCUGUAUUCAGGUUCCGGUUUUGGUUAUUUAUGCUUGGUUUCAAAAUUCUUUACCGUGCUGUGCAAUUCGUUGAUUACUGUUGUAUAUAGAACAGUGUCCUUUUAUAUAUAGAAUAUAUAUGGCUUUUGCAACUUUA
Setaria italica (foxtail millet) is the source of this 3670-nucleotide messenger RNA. Its product is annotated as importin-4. Gene Ontology annotation, molecular function: small GTPase binding; nuclear import signal receptor activity. Lineage: Eukaryota; Viridiplantae; Streptophyta; Magnoliopsida; Poales; Poaceae. The record is from RefSeq and is a predicted model, not a curated record. Gene Ontology annotation, biological process: protein import into nucleus. Gene Ontology annotation, cellular component: cytoplasm; nucleus. The transcript is spliced from 20 exons. Bases 138 to 3278 code for a protein of 1046 amino acids.